CGGCGCGUGCUCAGCUGGGGUCAAUGUCGUACUGAAGCUGGCAUCGGGAAUAUUCUAGAGGCAGAUGUGUCGGGCUCGGGCUUUGCCUGGUGGCUGUAGCUUUGAGGUUAUCCCCUUGCUCCUGCUGCUUCACUAGUCAUCACUCAUCAGCCACUGCCGAUCGUCCGCUAAGGAUGACGAGAUCAAGGACAUGUUUGGUGUAAUGCUAUGCUAUUGAUAGACUGCAAGUAAAUGUUUCAGGAACUGAAACUCGAGCUGAGUCAAUUGGACAAUUGACAGCGGUGUGUAUCUCACACUAGAGGCUUGUAUCGCCACUCUGACAUCUCACGUUCUGUUCUGUUCAUUUUGGUAACCAGUCCUGGUUGCUGGGAGGGUUGUCAUUAAUGUCAUGGUAGAGAAGGUGAAGUUUUGCUUGAUGAUUCUGUAUUUCUGUUAACUUUUCACUCAGAACAUCGUAAUCGGACAGUAUGGUUGAGUAGCUAUCCGAUCCACAAUGUGAUGAGGUUUACUUACCUUAGGGGAUACUUGCUAACCACAUGGGAGGGGUGGUGGUCUUGAAUAUACUUGAAGUGUGAUGAUUCCAUGGCACACAUCUUACGAGUCGGAGUGAAGGAGAAGCCUGUGAUGUCAAACAUUGGGAAAUCAACUAAUAUUCUAUGGCAUGAUUGCCCGAUUGGACAAUCAGAUAGACAGAUGUUGCUGGGACAAAAAGGCUGUGUUGUAUGGAUCACAGGACUCAGUGGUUCAGGGAAAAGUACUCUUGCUUGUGCAUUGAGUCGGGAGUUGCAUUACAGAGGCCACCUCACAUAUGUCCUUGAUGGUGACAACCUCAGGCAUGGUCUAAAUCGAGAUUUAAGCUUCAAGGCAGAAGACCGUGCAGAAAAUAUACGAAGAGUUGGAGAAGUGGCAAAGCUUUUUGCGGAUGCUGGUAUCAUAUGCAUUGCUAGCUUGAUAUCUCCGUACAGGAGAGACCGUGAUGCAUGCCGUGCUCUACUUCCGGAUUCUAAAUUUAUUGAAGUAUUUAUGGAUUUGCCCCUACAACUUUGUGAAUCUCGUGAUCCUAAAGGUCUGUACAAGCUUGCACGCACAGGAAAGAUUAAAGGUUUCACUGGAAUUGAUGAUCCGUACGAACCACCAGUGAAUGGUGAGAUAGUAAUCAAGAUGAAAGAUGGGGAAUGCCCUUCACCAAAAGCAAUGGCCAAGCAAGUUCUGUGCUACCUUGAAGAGAACGGAUAUUUGCAAGCUUAGCCACAUAUGUGUGAAGAUUUAUCUGAUUCUUUUGUGUCCAUUACUCGUGGACACAAGCAUGAUCCAUUGAUCGCAUGGUUCCGCUAGGCGCUAGGCGGAUUCUAGGCGCCGACCCUCAGCCUAGCGCCUAGUCGGGAUUAAUCGCGCCUAGGCGUUGCUAGGCGUUUUCCUAGGUGAUGAAUAAUACAUGUAUAAAUACUUAAAACAAAAGAAAAAAUAGAAGAUCAGUGCUCAUGAAAUGAGAAGAAUGGAGAAAAGGCCCAUUUGAGACAA
Messenger RNA from Panicum virgatum (switchgrass), 1521 nucleotides. RefSeq names its product adenylyl-sulfate kinase 3-like. Gene Ontology annotation, molecular function: ATP binding; adenylylsulfate kinase activity. Bases 583 to 1248 code for a protein of 221 amino acids. Gene Ontology annotation, biological process: sulfate assimilation. The record is from RefSeq and is a predicted model, not a curated record. NCBI's taxonomy places the organism in Eukaryota, Viridiplantae, Streptophyta, Magnoliopsida, Poales, Poaceae. The transcript has 7 exons.